AUGACUCCUCACAGGUUCAUCAUUUCGGUGCCAAAGAACUACCAGCACAUCCUGGCCUUGGCAUUUGCUGUCCAAGAGAUCAAUGAAAAUCCCGACAUUUUAUCCAACGUCUCUCUGGGAUUUCACAUCCUCAACAGCUACUACACUGCCAGGAUGACCUAUAAGGGCAGCCUCAGUCUCUUUUCUGCACAACGGAGGUUUGUCCCCAACUUCCAGGGUCACAACCAGAACAAAGUGAUAGCUCUGAUUGGAGGAUGCAUCUCCGAAAUCUCUGCUAAUGUGGCCAUCAUUUCAGCAAUGUACAAGACUCCACAGGUCCAUCGUUUUCUACGGAGCAUCGUUUUCAAUAACAGUGCUGGAGAUAGUGUGCACUUCAAUGAAAAUGCAGAAUUAGUUGUAGGUUUCGAUGUUACAAACUGGAGGAUUUACCCCAAUGGUUCAGUGAUUAGAGCCAAAGUUGGGAAACUGAACCCUCAGGCUCCUUUCGGCAAAGAGUUAACUAUUCAUGAUGAUCAGAUUGAGUGGCAUAAAAGCUUUAAUCAGAUGCUGCCAGUUUCUGUGUGCAAUGACAACUGCUAUCCUGGCUACAGCAGGAAAAAGAAGGAGGGAGAGAAAUUCUGCUGCUAUGAUUGUGUUCCAUGUCCAGAAGGGACAAUCUCGAACCGGAAGGAUAUGGAUACCUGUGUCAAGUGCGCAGAAGAAAACUACCCAAACCAGGACAAAACAGGGUGUAUUCCAAGGGGUCUGAGCUACCUCUCCUACCAAGAAAAGUUAGGGCUCAGCUUAGCUGUCUCCGCUCUGGCUUUCUCUCUGAUCACCACCUUUGUGCUGGCGACUUUUGUGAAGCACAAGGACACUCCCAUCGUCAAAGCCAACAACCGCAGCCUCACCUACCUCCUCCUCCUCUCCCUCCUUCUCUGCUUCCUCUGCUCCUUGCUCUUCAUUGGUCAGCCUGGAAAAGGGACCUGCCUCUUCCGACAAAUGACUUUCAGCAUCGUCUUCUCUGUGGCCCUUUCCAGCAUUCUGGCCAAAACCAUCACCGUGGUUCUAGCAUUCAUGGCAACCAAGCCAGGAUCCAGAAUGAGGAGAUGGGUGGGGAAGGGGCUGGCCAAUUGUGUGGUCUUUUCCUGCUCUUUCGUUCAAGCUGGCAUUUGUACCCUUUGGCUAAGUGCUUCCCCUCCAUUCCCAGAUACAGACAUGCAGUCACUGAAGACUGAAAUCAUCCUUGAAUGCAACGAGGGUUCAGCUACCAUGUUUUAUUGUGCUUUGGGUUAUAUGGGUUUUCUGGCCGUGGUGAGUUUCCUUGUGGCUUUCCUAGCCAGAAAGUUACCUGACAGUUUUAAUGAGGCCAAAUUUAUCACAUUUAGCAUGUUGGUUUUCUGCAGUGUUUGGCUGACCUUUGUUCCAACCUACCUGAGCACCAAAGGGAAAUACAUGGUAGCCGUGGAGGUCUUCUCCAUCUUGUCCUCCAGUGCUGGGUUACUGGGUUGCAUCUUUUCCCCUAAAUGCUACAUCAUUGUGCUGAAGUCCGACCUGAACAACAAGGAAAGCCUAAUAAGGGGGAGAAAAUAG
Messenger RNA from Zootoca vivipara (common lizard), 1572 nucleotides. The record is from RefSeq and is a predicted model, not a curated record. Lineage: Eukaryota; Metazoa; Chordata; Lepidosauria; Squamata; Lacertidae.